AGUCGUGCUACUCGCGGCUCCCGAUAUAUCCGCCAGUGUUCCAGCGGCCGGCCCGCUCCCUGCCCGCUCCAUACCGCGCCACUACUAUCAUAACGCGCUCUAUGGGAAAUUUAUUGCUCCAGUAUAAAUUAACUGUAUUGUGGGAUCAACGCCGUUUGAUCUGUUAUUCGCAUCAGCGUCAGGAGUGAGCUGCUGCGUAAACACCGGGAUUUAUGUGGUUAGAGCAGUGAGUGUCGGUGUGUGGCCAGUGUCGGUGGUGUGGUGGUGUAGUGGAGAUGGAGACUGUGUGCUGGUGAGCUACCCUCGACGGCAGCAUGUCGCGCCGGGAGGGCCGCGUGGAGCGCGGGGAGUACCCGCUACCGCCGCCCAGCAAGUGUGCCAAAGUGUUGUACUACACAUGGAAGCUAUGUUCGGUGGUGUUCUCCCACUUCGUGAUGAUCAGCCUGGUGGUGGCCUACUGCAUCCUGGGAGCCGUCACCUUCGAGAAACUGGAAGCCCAGCACGAAAGAGAGGUGAAGCAGAACAUAUCUCAGAUACGCAGCAACACGACGCAGAGCAUCUGGACGAUGACUCGCACCGUGCCACUCUUCAACCAGACCAAUUGGACCUCUGAGGUCGUCGACAUGCUCAAGGACUUUGAGAAUGCGAUCCUGCUGGAGAUGAAGGUCCGUGGCUGGGACGGCAAUGAGAGCACCGACCACAUCCAGUGGACCUUCACAGGCGCGCUCUUCUACUCUAUCAUCGUCAUCACCACUAUUGGUUACGGGCACAUUGCGCCCAAGACGCAGACGGGCAAGGUGGUGACGAUAUUCUACGCGAUCCUGGGCAUCCCACUCAUGUUGCUGUGUCUAUCCAACAUCGGUGACGUCAUGGCGUCCUCAUUCAGGUUCCUCUACUGGCGCGUGUGCUGCUACGUGUGCACUCGCCCUCCAAAGCGCCGCCACCGCCACCAUCCCUCCACGAGGCGGUCGGUGCGCGGUGGCAGCGUGCGCGGCUCGACGCGGCGGCGCGCGCGCCCCAUCGAGCGCGCGCACUCGGACACCGACUGCAGGUAUCGCGACAGUGGGUACAGCAGUGGGCGCGUGCGCAGGCCGCGGGGCCCCGCGAGUCACGCCGCCUCACUCCCGCGCACCAGGUCGCAGCCACCACCGCAUGCCAGACUACAUGUAGGCAGAGACUACGACUUGGAGGAGUCGUCACCAGUCCGUUAUGAGAAGCAUGGCCGAGAGGGACGAGACGUAUACGAUGAUGACGAUAGAGCAGAGGAGUUCCCUAAGAUUUCGUUACCACUACAAGACCUAGAGGCGGCAUUGCAAGACCUGGAAACUCAUCACAUGAAAAUAUCUUCAAAAGCGGAGUUACGUAGCAAAUCUCUACCUCGACCAGCGAAAGCAAAGCCCGAGUAUGGGCCGCGGCGAGACUUCGAUGAUCAGAGACAUUUCGAAGAUGAUCCCAGAGAUAUGUAUGAGAUGCAUGACCUACAUGACGUGGACUAUGAGAAUUAUAAGGAAAGACAGGCAUUGGAGAGAGAGCGGCGGAGGGAGCGAGAGGAACUGUAUGGUUACAGAGAUCGCGGGUAUGAUCCAGAAGAUGAGGAUUUUGAGUUCGACUAUCCGAAGGGCAGGAGGUCGAGACGUGAUAUGAGGGCGGAGAGAGGCAGGUCGGAGUACGUGGAGCGUGAGGAGCCAUGGGAGCGGUCCCACCGGCGCCAGCGCCGCGCACGCUCCGCCAUGUACGACAGUGAGCGCUGGGACGAGGAGCGACCACCACCUCCGCCCCCCGAGCCGCGCCGCCCACUGCGGAGACUGCACACUGUAGACGACAGUAGAUACCGUACACGUACGCCCUCUGUGGAGAGAGAUGACUGGAGCGACGAGGUGGCGGUGGUGCCGCGACGCAGUAGGCCACCCCAAGCAUGGGGCUCCCGAGCUUCUGAGAUAUACCACCCGCCUUCCGAUGUAGUUAAGGAGGAGAUAAAGCCGGUCCCGAUCUGGUUGUGCGUGUUCCUGGUGGCAUCGUACAUCGUGGCAGGAACGUUCCUCUUCAAGAGCUGGGAGAGCUGGGAGUACCUGGACGCCGCUUACUUCUGUUUCAUCACACUCACCACCAUCGGCUUUGGCGACUUCGUGCCCGCUCAGGGUCAGAGUGUGGACGACCCGGCAGCGGCGGUGCACUCCAUAGCUCUGUGCUCGCUGUACUUACUGUUCGGGAUAGCGCUGCUGGCCAUGUCGUUCAACCUGGUGCAGGAGGAGGUGCGCGCCAAUGUCGCCGCACUCGCCACCAAGCUCGGGAUCAUCAAGCCGAGGGACACACAGCCUGAUUCAGAUACCGAUUACUAAUAUCACCGGAAUAAUACUUUAUCCAGACCUUUGCCCAAUCAGGUUGGGGGCGGCGCUGAGUAAACUGAGUCUAACUCGCAUUUAGCUGAAUGUCAGUUAUGACUUUCCAAACGGACUCAGGGUGAUACCUUAUUCUUGAUCGGCACAGGUAUCUACGACAUUUUGGAAAUACCAACAGACAAAUCAGAGUAACUAGUAUUAUUCAUCAAUCUGGUUUUUGAGGACAAUUUGAGAUCUGAGUUUGGUCUUGGAGACUGACCAUUUAGUUCAGGGAGAGCGACAUCAAAUCCUCUUUGUAUUAUGUCGUAUCUUUAUUGACAA
Messenger RNA from Spodoptera litura, 2660 nucleotides. It is a transcript of the gene galene, whose product is annotated as potassium two pore domain channel subfamily K member galene. Gene Ontology annotation, cellular component: plasma membrane. Gene Ontology annotation, molecular function: potassium ion leak channel activity; outward rectifier potassium channel activity. Gene Ontology annotation, biological process: potassium ion transmembrane transport; stabilization of membrane potential. NCBI's taxonomy places the organism in Eukaryota, Metazoa, Arthropoda, Insecta, Lepidoptera, Noctuidae. The record is from RefSeq and is a predicted model, not a curated record.